UGUAGAUUUCGGCCCAAACAUUUUCGGAAAUCCUUUUCUAAUCCGUGAAACAAACGCCCCCUAAACAAAGUAUAUUUUGCCCCAACAACUUAAAAAUCUUCAACUGAUAACUGGUAUGAAGCAAGGUUUUGCGACAUAACGAACCCAAAACCCAGGAUAGAUUGUGACUGUCACUGAAAGUGCAAAACGCACCAAGUUUCAUCUUUCCGGCAGCCGUCAAUGGUGCUGAAUUUGAUCAGGUCACAACCCAACCCAUUCAUCCCUUCCAAGUUCCCUUUCCUCUUGACCUUACCUUUCUCGAACCCAGUUCACUCACCCAUCCGUACCCGCACCCUCCACCUGUUCGACGAAACGCCCCAACGGAGCAUCAUUUCAUGCAAUUCCCCCGCCUCCCUGCUCGCGUUUCGUGAGGCCAGAAUCGCCGGCCUUCCUGUCAGCGACUUCACUUUCGCAGGGGUUUUAGCCUAUUGCGGUUCCACCAGAAACCUGCGUUUAGGGGAAGCCAUUCAUGGUUCGGUUCUCGUGACCGGAAUGGAUGGAAUGAUUUUUGUCAUGAACUCCCUCAUCAACAUGUACUCGAAAUGCAAACGAAUCGAGGCGGCGAGGGUUUUGUUUGAUACUUGUGAUGAACUGGAUGACGUUUCGUGGAAUUCAAUAAUUGCUGGUUAUGUUAGGUUAGGUGAUGGUUUUAGGGAGGUUUUUGAACUUCUGGCGAGAAUGCAUCGAUCUGGUUUGGAUUUUAGUGAUUAUACUUUGGGUAGUGCGCUCAAGGCGUGUUGUGUUGAUAAGAGUUUGAACUGUAUUGGGAAAAUGCUUCAUGUAUGCGCUAUUAAACUUGAUUUGAAUUCAAAUAUGGUGGUUGGAACUGCAUUGCUUGAUAUGUAUGCCAAGACAGGAUGUUUAACUGAUGCGGUUCUCGUUUUUGAAAGCUUCCGCUAUCACAAUGAUUUUAUGUAUAAUACCAUGAUUGCUGGAUUCCUGCAAAGGCAGACAGUUUCUUGUGGAUAUGCCAGGGAGGCACUUGGUCUUUUUUGUGAGAUGCAGAUGCUGGGAUUAAACUGCUCGAAGUUUACGUUCUCUAGCAUAGUUAAGGCUUGUGUUGCUAUUGGAGAUUUUAGAGCUGGAAGACAGAUUCAUGCUCAAAUUUGUAAGAAGAAUCUUCAGUGUGACGAGUUUGUCGGAUGUUCCUUGGUAGACUUCUACUCCUUUUUCGGUUCAAUUGAUGAUGGGAUCAGGUGCUUUAACUCAACUCCUAAAUUGGAUGUUGUCUCCUGGACUUCCAUGAUUGCAGGUUGUGUUGAAAAUGGAAAGUUUGAAACUGCCUUGUCUUUGUUGCGUCAAUUCAUGGCUUCUGGAAGGAAACCGGAUGAGUUCAUAAUGUCAAGUGUGAUGGGUGUCUGUGCUGAUAUGGCUGCAGCAAGGUCUGGAGAGCAGAUCCAGGGCUGGGCAUUGAAAUUUGGUAUUUCCAAUUUUAUCAUUGUUCAAAACUCACAGAUUUGCAUGUAUGCAAAGUCUGGAGACAUAGAUUCAGCUCGGCUGACCUUUCAAGAGAUUGAGAACCCUGAUGUGGUAUCCUGGUCAGAGAUGAUUUGUUGCAAUGCACAUCAUGGUUUUGCUAACGAGGCUCUAAGAAUUUUUGAGUUGAUGACUGUUUCUGGGAUUAAACCCAACCAUAUCACAUUACUUGGGGUCCUAACUGCUUGUAGCCAUGGAGGUCUUGUUGACGAAGGGUUAAGAUACUUUGAAAUCAUGAAGAAAGAUUAUGGCAUAACAGCUAAUGUAAAGCACAGUACUUGCAUUGUUGAUCUCUUAGGGCGUGCAGGAAGGCUAGAGGAUGCCAAGAGAUUUAUUCUCGAUUCAGGUUUUGCGGAUGAUCCUGUGAUGUGGCGUGCCUUGCUAGGUGCUUGCAGAGUUCAUAAGGACACCAUGAUGGGAAAACACAUAGCUGACAGAGUAAUAGAGCUUGAACCUCAUGCAGCUGCAUCUUAUGUGCUUCUUUACAACAUCUAUAAUGAUGCGGGGAAAGAAAAGCGUGCUUUAGAGGUUCGGAAGCUCAUGCAAGAUCAAGGAGUUAAAAAGGAACCUGGUAUAAGUUGGAUUGAGGUUGGAAGUAAGGUUCAUAUGUUUUUGGUGGAUGAUCGUUCUCAUCCAAUGAGUCAAUUAAUUUAUUCACGUUUGGAAGAAAUGUUGGUGAAGAUAAAUAAAAUUGAAUUCGGCGAUGAGAAGCUUCCUAUGGACAUCUCUGGAACCGAACUCAAUGGUAUCGUAGGCAUGAGCCAUCAUAGUGAAAAGUUAGCUGUAACUUUUGGAAUCAUCUCUUUACCAAAAUCAGCACCAGUGAGGGUGAUAAAGAAUUUGAGAGUUUGCUCUGAUUGCCAUGUGACAAUGAAACUCAUCUCCAAGUUGGAGAAGAGAAAAAUCAUUCUUCGAGAUGCUAUUCGUUUCCAUCAUUUUAAAGAAGGUUUAUGUUCUUGUAAAGAUUACUGGUAGCAAUAGAUCAGUUCCUUGGAUAGCAUAUCUUGACACUUAAUCCCCCUUGGCAUCAUAUGAGGGGUUGGAGAGACUGUUUCUGGACGUAUUACCAAGCUCCUACACCAACAGUCUUGUGUCCUUCAUGUCAACAAAAGGAGUAACUAAAAGUUACAGAGUGAGAUUAUGCAAGAAGUGGCUAUUGCCAUUGGUGUAUGAUUGCCACAGUGCAAGGACAUGAAAAAGAAUCUCUGGUAGACGGUUUAUUCAUUUGGUGGAUUAAGCAUAUACAUUGUAUCCUGAGGGUAAAAGACAACACUGUUAUAUAGCAGAAAUAGGUAGUUAGGAUUCCAUUAUAUAUUUUAAAUAUGUUUACUUUUGUUUCAGUCAUUUUGUAAAAAGUAUAUUUUGUAACUAAAAGUAGUUAAAAUUCUUAAUGAUGAAAAUUGCUAGAAGAAAAUAUUUCUCAACAAUUUGCAGAAAAUCCCUUGACAUCCAU
Messenger RNA from Lotus japonicus, 2968 nucleotides. RefSeq names its product pentatricopeptide repeat-containing protein At3g13880-like. The record is from RefSeq and is a predicted model, not a curated record. The coding region runs from base 220 to 2490 and encodes 756 amino acids. The transcript has a single exon. Gene Ontology annotation, molecular function: RNA binding; zinc ion binding; protein binding. Gene Ontology annotation, biological process: RNA modification. Lineage: Eukaryota; Viridiplantae; Streptophyta; Magnoliopsida; Fabales; Fabaceae.